This is a messenger RNA of Salvelinus fontinalis (brook trout), 1518 nucleotides long. RefSeq names its product tubulin beta-4B chain-like. Gene Ontology annotation, cellular component: cytoplasm; microtubule. The coding region runs from base 181 to 1518 and encodes 445 amino acids. Lineage: Eukaryota; Metazoa; Chordata; Actinopteri; Salmoniformes; Salmonidae. Gene Ontology annotation, biological process: microtubule cytoskeleton organization; mitotic cell cycle. Gene Ontology annotation, molecular function: GTPase activity; structural constituent of cytoskeleton; GTP binding. The record is from RefSeq and is a predicted model, not a curated record. The transcript has 4 exons.
UUAGCCAAUGGAAUGCAUGCAAAGACAAAUUCCUCACGUGAGCUGAAGCUAUCUUUUCCCUCUCUUUCAACGGCUCGCUCGACUAUAGACGCUUAGAAAAAGGCGCGUAGUAAAGAUUACAGUUAUUGUCAGCUGUUUAAAAGUGAUCUUUAUUAAUUUUCACGUCAACUCGAUUUUAACAUGAGGGAGAUUGUUCAUCUGCAGGCCGGUCAAUGUGGAAAUCAGAUCGGUGCCAAGUUUUGGGAGGUUAUCAGUGACGAGCAUGGAAUAGACCCAACUGGCACUUACCAUGGAGAUAGCGAUCUGCAGCUUGAGAGAAUCAAUGUGUACUACAAUGAGGCAACAGGUGGCAAGUAUGUUCCUCGUGCCAUUCUAGUUGAUCUGGAGCCUGGCACGAUGGACUCUGUCCGCUCUGGACCAUUUGGCCAAAUUUUCAGACCGGACAACUUUGUCUUUGGACAGAGUGGUGCAGGUAACAACUGGGCAAAGGGCCAUUACACUGAGGGAGCAGAGCUGGUCGACUCUGUCCUGGAUGUGGUGAGAAAGGAAGCAGAGAGCUGCGACUGUCUUCAGGGUUUCCAGCUCACCCACUCCCUUGGAGGCGGCACGGGCUCUGGCAUGGGCACCCUGUUGAUUAGCAAGAUCCGUGAGGAGUACCCUGACCGCAUCAUGAACACCUUCAGUGUGGUGCCCUCCCCCAAAGUGUCAGACACCGUGGUGGAGCCCUACAACGCCACCCUGUCUGUGCAUCAGCUAGUAGAGAACACUGACGAGACUUACUGCAUCGACAACGAGGCCUUGUAUGACAUCUGCUUUCGCACCCUGAAGCUGACGACUCCCACUUACGGGGACCUCAACCACCUGGUGUCAGCCACCAUGAGUGGUGUCACCACCUGCCUGCGCUUCCCCGGCCAGCUCAACGCCGACCUACGUAAGCUAGCUGUCAACAUGGUCCCAUUCCCCCGCCUGCAUUUCUUCAUGCCAGGCUUUGCCCCCCUCACCAGCAGAGGUAGCCAGCAGUACAGAGCGCUGACGGUGCCCGAACUCACCCAGCAGAUGUUCGAUGCCAAGAACAUGAUGGCCGCCUGCGACCCCCGCCACGGCCGUUACCUCACCGUGGCCGCCAUCUUCCGUGGCCGCAUGUCCAUGAAGGAGGUGGACGAGCAGAUGCUGAACGUGCAGAACAAGAACAGCAGCUACUUCGUCGAAUGGAUCCCCAACAAUGUCAAGACCGCAGUCUGCGACAUCCCACCCCGCGGCCUCAAGAUGGCCGCUACCUUCAUCGGGAACAGCACGGCCAUCCAGGAGCUGUUUAAGCGCAUCUCUGAGCAGUUCACAGCCAUGUUCCGCCGCAAGGCCUUCCUGCACUGGUACACCGGAGAGGGCAUGGACGAGAUGGAGUUCACCGAGGCCGAGAGUAACAUGAACGACCUGGUGUCUGAGUACCAGCAGUACCAGGAUGCCACCGCCGAGGAGGAGGGCGAGUUUGAAGAGGAGGGAGAGGAGGAUAUGGGUUAG